AUGACUACGCAAUUGCCAAGCGCAAGCGCAGGAGCAGAAGGAAGGAAACCGGCCACAGGAAGCCCACACGACCCUGGCGCAGCAUUGGGACGUAUACCGGCUUCUGUCCCGCAGCAUUCACGCGGCGCAUCACCUAUAAUCAAAUCAAGACUGGGUUCCUCAGAGGGACUGUCAUUACCGGCCUUCGAAACCUUUCUCAGUGGCGCUAGAUCCCACGGGGAUCCGAUGCCAGGCCGGAACGCACAAGACGCUGGUUUCCCUGGUCCGGGACUGCCGGGAUCGCCGCCAUUGAUACCCGGAAUACUAGAGGCACAAACGCAUCGUGGAUAUGAUGAUCGUGGAACUGCGGCGGCUGCGGCGGCCGCAGCAGCAGCAGCCGCCACUGCUGCCGUAGAGGGAAGCGCUGGCGCAUCUUCCCAUGCAAGCCCCGGCGGCGAAGGCAGUACGCCUUCCAAGGUAAACCGGCUACGAAAAGCCUGCGAUGCAUGCAGCCUACGAAAAGUCAAAUGCGACGAGAGCGGCCCGCCAUGCCGCGCAUGCGCUUCGCUCGAUAUACCAUGUACAUUCAACCGGCCAAGCCGGCGCCGGGGCCCUCCAAACCGACACGCCGAAGCGCUCAAGCGGCGACGUUUGGACGGGCUGCAUUCUCCUAGUCAUGUCACUGUCCCUGGUCCUAGCCCUGGCACUGGCCCUGGUCGAGGCGCCGGUCUUGGUCCUGGUCCUGAUGCCGAUCCUACUGCUACUUUACAAUCACCACCAAUUGGGCUCGGGAAUAAUACUACUGCUACCACCACAAAUACAACUACCAAUACCACCACGAAUACUUCUUCUGAUCCUUCCUCUCCCACAUACGCCGCACAAACACUCGCCUCUCUAUCAACACCCCAUCAACCCCUCUCUGCCGAAGCCAUAUGCUCGAUAUCCACCCUGCGACUACUCAUCGACGACUACUUUAUAUACAUGCAUCCUCUUGUGCCCAUCCCGCACGAGCCUUCGUUCCGCGCUGCCUUUGAACGGCGCGAAGACCGGACGAACCCGACGUUUCUCUCCCUCUUGGCAUCAAUGAUUGCAUGCCUGGUUGCGUCGUUUCCGCGCAAACCGCGACAGCGACUGACCACGAAGCGCGAGCGCUGGCUGUACCCCACCUCCGCCAGCCUGGUGAACCAGUGUCGGAAAAUCGCCCUCGAGGCGCGCGGGCCGGGCUAUCUCGACCGCGACCUCAGCGUGUAUGAUUGCGCGGUGAGCUAUUUCCUGGGCUUGUCCGGCGCGUAUAUGCUUAACAUUCGACAAUGCUAUGUCUAUUUUGAAGAAUGCGCGGCGAUAUUGAAGACUUCGUCGAAUUUUAUGAUUCCCACGCCAGGCGCAAGUGCGCCGGAUAGCUUGUUGUCUGAUUUUGCAAUGGCAACACUAUCAUCGUCUUCGCGGCCUGCCGGUGCGUCAACCAGCAGUCCGACGACAACGACGACGCCGGCGACGGCGACGCAGCACACUAGCACGGCUGCCGGGGCGGACUCACGCGCCGAGGUCAAUUAUGAUAAGAAUAACAACAAUACUAAUAUUAAUAAUGAUGAUUCAUAUUACGAUGGAUUCCGCGCCAAUCACGCAGAUUACAUUGUGCAGGAGCUCGGCCGACGACUGUUUUGGUUGAUGUUUGUCGGACUCAAAACGCUCCGCCAACUCGGCCUCUUCUUCAACGAACAGAUCCUGCACCCUCCCACGCCGACAACGCCGUACCCGCCUCUGCCCGUCGAAGUCGACGACGCGUUCAUUUUCCCAGACCGCAUCGAGCACCAGCACCAGAACCAGAACCAGCAACAACCUGCGGGGUCAGGGUCAGGGACCAUCUCCGAGCUCGUCGGGUUCAAUUACAACGUCAAAGUAUACCUGUCGGACAACCAGCUCAGCACGUUUGAGAAUGCGUACGGCGUCGGCGAGUUCUUCGACUGGAGCCGCCAGCAGGCGCUGUUCCACCAGUGCUUGCGCAAUGUGAAGAGAGUCUUGGACAGCGUGCCGCCGGAGUUGAUGCUCAGACCGGGCAAGAGGCCUGGCGAGUUUGAGAAGUACGGUCCUUCUCAUCAUCAUCCUCCUUCCCAUUAUACACAUCCUCAUCCUCAUCCUACUCAUCCUUCUCAUUCUCAUCCCCAUCAUCAUCCGGCUCCGCCUUCUCAUCAUCCGACUCCGCCUCCGGCUCCGCCUACUUUUUCUUCUUCUUUUUCGGCGGCUGGACAAUAUUAUUCUCCCUCUGGAGGAGGAGCAGGAGGAGGAACGCCUGAGCGGCGGGUAUACGAGAACGGAGGAGGAAGACCAGGACCAGGACUAGGCCCACGACCAAGUGCAGAUAUGCACCCUUGGGCAACAGCAACAGCUACGGCAAUGACUACGUCCGAGAAUAGAGAUAUCCAGUAUGAAGUACAAAAGGCAAACAUCUAUAUUAGUUGGCUGAGCAUCCGAUCAUACGUUGUCGAAAAGUACUUUUCCGUAAGCGAUGUGCAGGGCGGCGGAAAUACAACAAGGUCAGAUACAGCGCCAUCGACGACAUCAGCCACACCAACGUCUGCGCCAGAAGAUGCCCCCCACUCAAGUCCCUAUCAUCGUCCGGGGAGAGUCGGUGCUGCUACUGCCGCUGCUGCUGCCUCUUCUCCGCCGGGCGACUUCGAUCUGGUGAGGCAGGAAAUGGCAGCCGAGCGGGAGACCAUCAUCAAGGAUCUCUUGCUUGUCAUCAGGAGUAUAAGUCAAGUCAACAUGGAGCCGAAUAAUGGAAGCUUGAUUAAUAAAAUUAGACAAGUGGCUUCGACGCUCCUGAAUGCGCCGCGGACGCGCAAGGGAAAGUUGGCGCUCAAAGUCGAGCAGGAUCUCAAGGCGAUUCUUGAUCUCCUAGUGAAUCUUGAGCGUCUCCAGCCGCCCACCAACAAUGCACCCGUAGGGGAUGCCGAAGAGAAUGAGCUGCGGCAUUGGGCGAGUUUGCGGGAAUACCAGACUCGGUUUUCAGAUAUUGGCUUUUACAGCUUAUGAUUUUGUGCCGCGGUGUCACGGUUCGGUUUUGGAUGAGCCUAAUUCUUUGAAGGGUAUC
Xylona heveae TC161 is the source of this 3070-nucleotide messenger RNA. RefSeq lists its product as hypothetical. The record is from RefSeq and is a predicted model, not a curated record. Gene Ontology annotation, biological process: positive regulation of transcription by RNA polymerase II. Gene Ontology annotation, cellular component: nucleus. The coding region runs from base 1 to 3012 and encodes 1003 amino acids. NCBI's taxonomy places the organism in Eukaryota, Fungi, Ascomycota, Xylonomycetes, Xylonales, Xylonaceae. Gene Ontology annotation, molecular function: sequence-specific DNA binding; zinc ion binding; DNA-binding transcription factor activity, RNA polymerase II-specific. The transcript has 4 exons.